This is a messenger RNA of Talaromyces proteolyticus, 1438 nucleotides long. RefSeq names its product BAR domain protein. The record is from RefSeq and is a predicted model, not a curated record. Bases 255 to 1172 code for a protein of 305 amino acids. NCBI's taxonomy places the organism in Eukaryota, Fungi, Ascomycota, Eurotiomycetes, Eurotiales, Trichocomaceae. Gene Ontology annotation, molecular function: protein binding. The transcript is spliced from 5 exons. Gene Ontology annotation, cellular component: cytoplasm.
CUGAUUUGGCACUGGUAUGGACUUUGUCAGAGAAAGAGUGUUGCGGGUUGCCUUAGGCAACAACGUAUCAGCCGCAAGUGGACAGUUUGUUCAGGGUGCGGGCGGCGGGCUAGACUGGCUGGGCCACUGAUGGUAUAUCUCGCAUUUGAAACAUCACGAACUCUAGUCCGCCAUUAAGCUAUCCUUGCAUCCAAGCCCGAUUGAACAACUCAAAAAAUUAUCCUCCCAUCGAUUUAUCUCUCAAGUUGAUCAAGAUGGACAAGCUCCAGGCUUUUGGAAAGAACUUCAAUGCCCAGUUCACGCCUUUUGCAGCUCGCACAUCGCAGUUUGUCAAGGAACAGCUCGGCACAGCCGACGAGAAGACGCAGUUACCGGACGAGUACAUCGAGCUCGAGAAGCGCGUGGAUGCCUUGAAGCAGGUCCACCAGAAGCUGCUUUCUGUCACUUCUCAAUACUCGAACGAAGCCUAUGACUACCCACCAAACAUCCGGGAAUCCUUCAACGAUCUCGGCCGCACCAUCGGCGAAAAAGUUCAGCUUCUGUCGCACGCUUCCUCCCCCGCCGAAGCCCAGGCUGCUUUGACCGCACCGCCCUCUGCUAAGCCACAGCCCAAGACCUUCAACCAUGCCAUUGCACGUGCCUCCCUUGCAGGAUCACAGCUGAUCGCCCAGAGUACGCACGGCGAAGACCCUCUUGCCGUUGCUCUUGAGAAAUAUGCUCUCGCCUUGGAGAAAGUCGGCGAGGCUCGUUUGGCCCAGGAUGGGCAGAUCCAGUCCCGCUUCUUGGCUGGAUGGAACACAACUCUGAACACCAACCUGACCUUUGCCGCCAAGGCCCGUCGCAAUGUCGAAAACUCUCGUCUCACCCUCGACUCUAUCAAGGCCGGCAAGAAGGCUGCCGCUCACGGCGACUUGGACAACCUGACCGAGGACGCCCGUGUCGAAAUUGAGCAGGCUGAGGAUGAGUUUGUUGGACAAACCGAGGAGGCUGUCAGCGUGAUGAAGAAUGUCCUCGACACCCCUGAACCUCUCCGAAACCUCGCGGAUUUGAUUGCCGCUCAGCUAGAAUACCACAAGCGGGCCUACGAGAUCCUCUCCGAGCUAGCCCCCGUGGUUGACGGAUUACAGGUAGAGCAAGAGGCUAACUACCGCAAGAGCCGCGAAGGCGCCUAAACGCUCAGUAUAGCUUUGUAUGUCGGGAGACUGCUUUUCGAAUCGUUGCCGCCUGCUCUGUACUGGUUAUGAAAUGUUCUUUUUAUUUUAGUUUUUUAUUAUGUUUGAGAUUCCCGGAUCGUAUAAAUACCGUCGUUUCCUACAAGAAAGGAUUCUUCCGUGUAGGUUGCUUGAUGAUCUGUCUGGUGCAGAGACCCCUUUUUUUCUCUGCUAUCUAAAUCUAUUUCCAUACGAUGAUUAAUCGAACAUCAUUUUACUUAUUUUCA